GCGAGCACGCCGCUGCAGUCGUAAACACGUGUUGUAUUCAAAAUUUCCAAGCUCUUUCUUUUACUGGGAUGCUAAGAAAUGGUACAUACACUGAAGUGAGAAAAGUAUGAGUCGCGAUCCAGCGCUGGAUGCAUUUCCGCGCCUCUCAAGCGCCGACUCCAAAGUCCGACUGGCGGCUGCAGAAACCCUGCUGCAAUAUUUCUUCCGCCUGAGGAAGGAUGGUCAAGAGGAGGAAGUGUCCAAUGUUGGCCGCAGGCUUGUGCGGGGCCUUGCAUGCAGCAAGAGCUCGGCGAGAAAGGGCUACUACCUCACAUUUACCGGAUUCCUGAAGACUUUUACCGAUCUUCCUUACUCAUCUAUCUGCGAGUUUGCCCAAAAAGAACUGAAGGUGUCAUCAGGGGGCAGCAAGGGCGAGGAAGGUGACCUCCUACUUGGCAAGAUCCUCUUCGCGGGUGCCUUGCUUCGAUCAGGUCGCCUGCAGACCUUUUCGGACGAGGAGAAGGGCCAGGUCGUCGAAGGGUUAGUUGGGGCCAUGUCCAAGCGGAGUUACCUGCCUCUAAUCGCGGCACCCUUCCUGGAAUGUCUUCUGGAGGAGAGCCCGGACGAUGAUUUCCACCGGUUGUUUUGGCCCGCCUUGAGACCCUACCUGGUCAAGGAUUGGAGCCAGCAAACGCAGUCUUCGCUUUACAUCCUCCUACACAUUUACAAAAAGUUUAAGGUGAAGAAGACCGAGUUGAAAGGUAUAUUAGGCCUUGACUUGGUGGCUAAAGCAAACUGGCCGCACCUUGCGAAAAUUCUGCUUGAAGGCCAGCAUCCGGUUACCGACCUUCUGGUGUCUCGUCUCCCUGCGGAUCAGCGGGUAGAGUUCUGGAACGGACCAGUGCAGGAGGUGCUAGGGAAAGCGUCGCGUGCUCGCCAUGCUGCCGCCCUGAACCUGCUAAGCAGUCUCUUCAAAACUUCCGAUGAGCAGAAUUUUCCCAAUCUGCUGAACUCGACAAGCGUGAGCCUCCUGAAGAAAAGCCUUCAGGAUGGAGAGCUGCGGGCUGACGCUGCCGACGCCAUGGAAGCCCUGCUGGACAGGGUCAAGACCGUUCCUGAUAAGGUCAGGGCGAAGGUGCUGGAGAAACUCACUGCUGACGAAUUUUCCUUUGACGAAGUAACAAAGUGUGGGCUGCUCAGGGCAGUGGCCAACUCUCUGCAGAAAGAAGGAAUCAAAGUGGCCAUCGAUAAUCUCAAAAAGGUGGUAGUGGAUGAUUCAAAGAAGACUAAGGACAAGUGUGGCGCUGUGCACAUGAUUGCAACCCUGGCAAGUAGCACAGCAGCCGCGGUUGAGUCUCGAGAGACGGCCACCUUGUUCCUCUUGGAGCAGGCCUUCUUCUCCGGCUCAAACACAAGCGCCCUGAAUCAAGCCGCCAAACAGAACUUCUUGCGGUGCCAGAAGGUGGCUCAAGAUAGCGUUCUGCGAGCGGCCUUCGACUACGUAGACGGCCAGCUGAAGAAAAAACGGCCACCUGUCAAGAUGAGCACUACAUCUGUGUCUGCCUGGAAGAAGAUGGCUACUCAGGUGAGCGAGCUGGACGCCGCAAGGGGCAAGGUGGAGGCUGUCCUCUCCCAGCUGAUGGUGCACGUCGGUCUGCAGCUACUCAAUGACCCUGAUCAAGCCCUAGAAGCACUUGAGGAAUUGCAUGAGUGCUGCAGCAGGGUCCUGGGAGGAAAGCAAGACAAGCAUUGGGUUGAAGUGGUAGUGGAGGUUCUGCUCUCCCUGCUGGCGCACCCUCAGGCCGCUCUGAGAGCUACCAUCAGGAAAAUGUUCUCUGCCCUUUGUCCCACGAUCACGCAGGAGGCCUUGACCAGCCUGGUGGAAGCCUGCAGUGCCCAAGAUAACCCUUUGGUGCCCAAAGAUCAAGCAGAGGAAGAUGAUUCUGAGGUUGAAGAGGAGGACGAUGAGGAAGGAGAAGAAGCUGAAGAAGAGGGCAAUGAAGAUGAGGAUGAGGAAGUAGAGGACGAUGAUGAUGAAGAUGAUGGCGACGAUCAGGAGGACACACAGGCUGACAAAAUCAGAGCAGCCGUGAGGUCUGCUUUGGGCACUAAUGGUGAAGUGUCUGACGCUGAGUCAGUUGACGUUGACGACAUUUCCGAGGAGGAAGGGCGCAGGCUGGACGAGGCCCUGAGUCAGGCAUUUAAAGGUGCCCGGAAAGGACUGAGCAAGCGUGACAGCAAGGUGCAAGAGCAGAUGCUCCACUUCCGGCUGCGAGUGUUGGACCUCCUGGAGACGUAUGUGCGCUCUGAGCAGUCGCUGAGCCUGACGCUGCAGCUGGUGGAGCCGCUGCUCGACCUGCUGGCCCGCUGCCUGCGGGACACACAGAUGCGACCGCUGGAGGGCCGCCUCAAGCACCUUCUUUGCUCGUUUGGCCAGCUCCGCAAAUUCGCCGACAUCAAAGGCGUGUCCGAGAGCAACCUGGCAGAGAGUCUGAACGCGCUGCUUGAACGCGGCCGCACCUCCCAGGCCGUCUUCCUUUCAGUGGCCGCUGAGGCUGCGGCCGUGGCCGCCUUCCUGGCUCGCGCGUCGCAGUCCGUCGAAUCCUCUGGGCCUCUGACCGACGCCUUCAAGGCUGCUAUGAGCGAAUUUUUCUGCGUCAGGGACUGCGCCCUACCCGCCGCGUUCUUCACUCCUCUCCUCAAGACCUCUUGGUCUGGAAACCUCAGCCUGCUGCCCCUGCUAAUGGAAUACGCUUUUGAUGGCACGGAAGAGACCAAAAUUUUCCGGAGACCGGUUGCCAUUACCUUUUUGCUAGAGCUGGUGAGCAACCAGCAGCUGAUGCAGACCAACAAGUUGAAAUCAUCCAAGCUGCUUGGUCAAAUGGCGAUAAAGGCUUCUGCAGCACUGACCAGCAAGGAGCAGAAAGAGCGUUUUGAGCGACAGUUGUUGACACUAAUUCAAAAACUGAUUCCUCGCCUUGACGAGAAGCAGAAGAAGCCCCUGACUGCUGACUUAGAGGGCUACAUUCCGCAAGUGACCCUGGCUGGCAAAGAAACCAAGAAGCUGUUCAGAAGGGUUGCCCUUCAGCUUAAGGUACCUGAGGAGAAGUUGAAGUUGUUGACCCAAGUUAACGGCAAAAUUGAAAAUGGAAAGGCUUCUGCGGAAGAAGUGAUACCUAAAGACAAGAAAACUAAGAAGAAGGAGAAAAAGCAGGCAAAGAAGCGAGCUAAAAACCAAGAAAAGGUGGCGAAGGUUGCCGCAAAGAAACUGCGGCUAGAGGCCAGCUCUCAAGGCCUACAAUCUGUUAGUUUUGGAAGUGUCAAUCUAAAUAAGUGUGUGGAGUAGCACUCGAGGAAUAAAUUUUAAUUUUGUAUACAACCGAA
This is a messenger RNA of Cloeon dipterum, 3363 nucleotides long. RefSeq names its product MYB binding protein 1a (gene Mybbp1A). Gene Ontology annotation, cellular component: nucleolus. Bases 107 to 3325 code for a protein of 1072 amino acids. Gene Ontology annotation, molecular function: transcription corepressor activity; transcription factor binding; RNA binding. The record is from RefSeq and is a predicted model, not a curated record. The transcript has 10 exons. Gene Ontology annotation, biological process: regulation of DNA-templated transcription. NCBI's taxonomy places the organism in Eukaryota, Metazoa, Arthropoda, Insecta, Ephemeroptera, Baetidae.